Felis catus (domestic cat) is the source of this 1035-nucleotide messenger RNA. RefSeq names its product WAS/WASL-interacting protein family member 3-like. The transcript has 4 exons. NCBI's taxonomy places the organism in Eukaryota, Metazoa, Chordata, Mammalia, Carnivora, Felidae. The record is from RefSeq and is a predicted model, not a curated record. Bases 1 to 1035 code for a protein of 344 amino acids.
AUGAAUGUAUUUCCUCAGAACCCCAAGGCACUGCCCACACUCCUCUCCGAAGAAUACAGGAGGCAGUUGCCGAAACAUGGAGCAGGGCUUGAGGAAAAUCCACUUUCCAAGGCCAAAUUCGGAACUGAUAAUUCAGAAUACAUCUUCAUACAUGUCUUAAGAGCUGCCCCCAGCUGGAGCUCUGCACUUUUGGGCUACCAUUCUGCCACACCCUACACGUCCUCAGCACAGAUCCGGGAUGUUAAUGCACAAGACGUGCGGUCUUCGCCAAGCCGGGCACAUGCCCACUCAGGCCCCGGGGCAUCACCAUUUUCUGAGGGAUCAGCACCCCAAGAGCCGCUGCAGCCCCUGCCGCCGCCAGGCCUGCUAGAAGAGCCCCAGCGUCCCACAGCCAGAUGCAGCGGCCGCGCAGCCCAGUCCUGGGGCGCAGAAGCCGCCUCCAGAGUCCCUGGGCAGGCUCCCCACCUCCUGCGAAGGGGGACCGGCUUCCUAACCCCGAACUGGAACCUGGGCGCGCGGCGGGAGGGCGGGACGCCGUGGUCGAGCCUCACAGUCUCUGCGGAGGGUGACCUGCGCCCCGGCGGGUGGUCCGCGGACACACCCAGGGCCCGCCGACACACCCAGGGCCAGCCCAGCAAAGUGCGUGAGUGUGUGCAAAGCGCCGCUAACUUUCCCGGAGUCGCACACCGCUCCCUCCAGGGCUCGCAGGCUACGGCCUCUGCCCAGGACGGCUCCCCCAGCUCCGCCCGCGGCCCUCCGCCUCUCCGCGCCCACCCGCGGCCCCCGGCUCCCGACCCCCGACCCCCGCGCAGGCGCUCUCGCCCCUGCCCCGUCGGGGCCGUCAGCAGGCUCCGUCCCCGUCCCCGUCCCCCGACCUGGUACGAUCCCUGGCGGGGCGGUGGCUCCGCGCCUCAAAUAGUCCCGGCCGGCCCGCCUCUCCCGGGGCGGGACCUCCACCCACACACACCCGGGCCUCUCCCCGCCGUGGGGCCGGGCACUUCCCCACCGCACACCCGGCGCCGCAGUGGCGCCUGA